AUGACGACGACCCCUGCUGCUGGAGGAAAGCCCCAGAGGACCUACCCCCUCAUGUCUCGCGAGGAUGUUGAGGCCCUGAUCGCAGAGGGCCGGAAGAUUAUCAUAUUCGACGGCCAUGUCCUCAGGGUCGAUGGGUGGAUCAAGUUCCACCCAGGUGGUGACAAGGCCAUACUGCACAUGGUUGGCAAGGAUGCAACCGACGAAAUGGUAGCGCUGCACUCGUACGAAGCGACGGAGCAGAUGGCUCGAUACCGAAUUGGUCGCAUCGAAGGUUACUGGAAGAACUUUUUGCCACCCAUCCAAGGAGGGACUUUCCGAUCACGAGCAGAGCUCAGUGAACAGGAUGAGGAGACGGACAGCGCACACGAGGUCGACACGGCCAGCUCGGCUGACUCGAGGGCACCGUCACCAGUGUUUGAUAAGGUUGCAGGUGGCAUGAGGAAGCGGACGGCGACGACGACGACGGUGACAACAUGUCUGGAGGAAGGCAGGCCAAAGCCGUCGGUGGAAGCAGCAGCGACUGAUAUAGAAGACGACGGCAUGACGUUCCUCGACACACUCACGCGGGAGCGAAUCACGCUGGACUUGAACAAGUACCCGGCACAGGACCCGGAAACGCAGGGCGAGGUGAUGUCCAAGUACCGAGAGUUGCACCAGCGGAUCCGCGACGCGGGCUUGUACGACUGCAACUACUGGGCGUACGCGGUGGAAUGCUCGCGGUACCUGGCGCUGGCGAUCACGUCGCUGGUGUGCCUGCGAGCGGGGUGGUAUAUGACGAGCGCGUUCGCGCUGGGUGGGCUGUGGCACCAGCUGGUAUUUACGGCGCACGACGCGGGUCACAUAGGCAUCACGCACAACUUCCAGGUGGACAGCGUGAUUGGUAUCAUCAUUGCCGACUUCAUCGGUGGCCUGUCGAUGGGGUGGUGGAAGUCGAGCCACAACGUGCACCACAUCGUGACCAACGCGCCCGAGCACGACCCGGACAUUGAGCACCUGCCCUUCUUCGCCAUUUCGCACCGGUUCCUGACGAACCUCAAGUCGACGUACUACGACCGGCUGAUGGCGUACGACGCCGUCGCCAAGGUGAUGCUGCGCGUCCAGUCGUGGACAUACUACCCCAUCCUGUCGCUGGCGCGCUUCAACCUGUACGUUCUCUCGUGGGACUAUCUGCUCGCCGGGAGGGGUCCCAGGAAGGGCGUGGCCGCCUGGUUCCGCUGGCUAGAACUCACCGGCCAGGUCUUUUUCUACAUCUGGUACGGCUACCUGGUCAUCUACAAGUCGCUCCCGGACGGUUGGACCCGCUUCGGCUACAUCAUGAUCAGCAACAUGACGGCGUCGCCGCUGCACGUCCAGAUCGUCCUGUCGCACUUUGCCAUGAGCACGGCUGACCUGGGGCCCCAGGAGUCCUUCCCCCAGAGGAUGCUCCGCACGACCAUGGACGUCGACUGCCCUCCCUGGCUCGACUUCAUCCACGGUGGGCUCCAGUUUCAGGCCAUCCACCACCUGUUCCCCCGCGUACCACGUCACAACCUCCGCAGGAUGCAGUCCAUGGUCCAGGAGUUCUGUAACGAUGUUGGGAUCCCUUAUGCCCUCUACGGCUUCACGGACGGCAACAAGCAGGUCAUUGGCAGGUUGUCCGAGGUCUCUAGGCAGGCGGCCAUUCUAGCAAAGUGCCAAAAGGCGGUGUCGCAGAGCGGCGACAUCUUCGGACACGGUCACUGA
Messenger RNA from Geosmithia morbida, 1722 nucleotides. Its product is annotated as sphingolipid 8-(E)-desaturase. Gene Ontology annotation, cellular component: membrane. The transcript has 2 exons. The record is from RefSeq and is a predicted model, not a curated record. Gene Ontology annotation, molecular function: oxidoreductase activity, acting on paired donors, with oxidation of a pair of donors resulting in the reduction of molecular oxygen to two molecules of water. Gene Ontology annotation, biological process: lipid metabolic process. NCBI's taxonomy places the organism in Eukaryota, Fungi, Ascomycota, Sordariomycetes, Hypocreales, Bionectriaceae. The coding region runs from base 1 to 1722 and encodes 573 amino acids.